GUUUCUUCCAAGUCUUGUUUAGUCUUUCUGAGGAAGAUGGCGGAAUCAUCGGCGGCGGCAGCAGCAGCAGCACCGAGGUCGGAUGCGGAGACGGAGGAGUUGCUGGAUCGAAUGCUUACUCGGCUGGCGCUCUGCGACGACUCCAAACUCGAAGCCUUGCUCUCGAAGCUCCUCCCUCUCACCAUCUCCUCACUCUCCUCUCAGUCUCUAGCCGUCCGCAACAAGGUGCGGAGGAAAUUUCUUAUCUGUUCUUGUCAGUUCAAAUUAGGAAGAUAGUUGAAUUUCGUGUUUCCGUUGGAAAUUAUCUGUAGACUGUUGUCUUGCAUUUUAAUGCUUAUGAAGCUUUUAUUUCUCGACCUUUUCUCUUUAGAAACAGGAAUUGAUUACCUUAUUGCAGGAUAAAAUGGAGGUGUAAAC
Messenger RNA from Rubroshorea leprosula, 417 nucleotides. NCBI's taxonomy places the organism in Eukaryota, Viridiplantae, Streptophyta, Magnoliopsida, Malvales, Dipterocarpaceae. The record is from the annotation of a GenBank genome assembly.